AUGGCACACGACAACAAAGAAUUAGUAAUUGAACAUUUCGAAUUUGCACCAAUUUCAAUAAUCGACGAAGUAAUAGAUUCAGUAAAUGAACUUUUGUAUCAAGCACUUAUAGGCUUAGAAAAUUUUAUUUACAAAUAUUUAAAUUCUGACGAGGAAAUUGAACAGGGAAUGCAUCAAGUAGAAACAUUAUUAGAAAAUCUGAUAGAUCAUAACUUUGAUUUAUUUGAACUUUACACGUUAAGAAAUAUUUUCGCUGUUCCUGAUAACCUUGAAAUAAUUUUACCACAUCAUGAGGGUUUAGAUUUUACUUUAGAUCAAAGCAAAGAGGAUCAAAUUGAUGAAGAAUUAGAAUUAAUGCGAAAGAAAGUUUUGGCUGCAAAAGCAAUGAAUCAUAAACUAAAAAUGGAACAAUCUAAAACGGAAACUCGGAUUAAGAAAAUGGAACAAAUGAAAGAAAAAUUAGAAUUUAUAUUAACUACACCUAAACUUCAUAAUGUGAAUCCAAUGGUAGACACAUUACGCUUAGUGAUUGAUCAACUACUGGGAAUUAAAAAGAUUACAAAUAAUCUUCAUUCAGAAGUUAAUGAAGAGAAAUUAAAUCAAUAUUCAAAUAUUCAUGAUGAACGUGAAACAUUUAUUAGUACAAUGGUAUUAAGACAAACCGAACAAGUGAAAAUGUUAAUGCAGCAAAAAGAAAAACAAACAAUUAAUAAUUUGUUUUCUGAUGUUAAUAACAAUAAAAUUAAUAAUAAACACGAAGAAUAA
This is a messenger RNA of Diversispora eburnea, 765 nucleotides long. Lineage: Eukaryota; Fungi; Glomeromycota; Glomeromycetes; Diversisporales; Diversisporaceae. The record is from the annotation of a GenBank genome assembly.